GUUUUAAGCAUUAGAUGUGUUGUAAACACAGAGUCUAUGAGUCUAUAGACAUAACAACACGUAUUACUACAACAUUGAGACCAAAUUGUAAUGAGUUUUACAAUUAGUACUCAAAUUGAUUGUUAUUAACGCAAGUGUUUUGCAAACAAACCACUCAACCAACUCGUCAGCCAUCAAAACACAUCAAAAGACAAUUGAAUCUGUGCUCAGCUUUUUGACCACUUUUACCUCUGGUUGUGUCCGCUGUCAUCACCGCCGCCGCCGAAGAUGUGGUCCUUUUGGUCGAGAGAUCCGACCAAAGACUUCGGAUAUGAGAUGCAAGACAUUGUCUCAGGAGAUGACAAAUCCAUUUGGAUUUUACAAAACGCUAAGAAAAAAUCUUCGGGUGAAUUGGUGUCAAUAUUCCGGUACGAACUCAAACCCAGUGGUGAUAAUCAUAUCGAUCGGGCGAAGAAUGCCGUCAAACGGCUUAAGACGUUAAGGCAUCCAUCGAUUCUCACUUAUUCCGAUAAAUAUGUAUAUGUGGUCACUGAACACGUGGUACCGUUGGAACAGUACUUGCAGUCCAUUUCAGACUAUACGCAACAACAGAGACAACUGGCCAUCUCUUGGGGAUUACUUCAAGUGGCCAAAGGACUCGGUUUUCUCAUAAAUGAUUGCAAUUUAUCCCAUAAUAACAUAUCGAUGCCAUCAAUAUAUGUCAACUCCGGUGGCGUCUGGAGGAUAGCGGGUCUCGAAUACGUGUGCAGUAAUGCCGACGACUCCUAUCCCGUGUCAAAAGCGCUGUCUUUUCAGCACAAGUAUACACCGCCCGAAAGGGUAGACCAAACACGACGACAGAGUGGCGCCAAAUGGUCUACAGACAGUUGGGGUUUAGGGUGUCUUAUAUGGGAGGCGUUUAACGGAUUACUGCCUGAAACUAAUAAACUGAAAUCCAUGGGACGGAUCCCGAAGUCAUUGUCCACUCCAUACACAGAACUCAUAAGCAAUAACGCAAACUCUCGAUUAAGUCCCGCAGACUUUGUGACCAAAUGUCGGGCGCAGAACGGGUUCUUCAAAAAUAAUUUUAUCGAUUCGAUGCUAUUCUUAGAAGAGAUUCAGAUAAAAGACACGAUAGAGAAGAACCGGUUUUUCACAAAUUUAGACAAUCAUUUGGAUUCGUUUCCGAAAGAUAUUUGCAAGAAUAAGAUUUUACCGCAAUUGGUCACCGCCUUUGAGUUUAGUGCCGUCGGUUCUGCCAUUUUAGGGCCACUUUUUAAAAUUGGGAAAUCAUUAGAAGAAGAAGAAUACCAGAAGAAAAUAGUUCCGUGUGUUGUAAAACUGUUUGCCUGUAAAGAUAGGGCCACUCGCGCCAAACUAUUGCAACAGAUGGAAACAUUCAUUAAUUACAUUCAACCGAAUGUCGUGAACGACAGUGUCUUUCCGCACGUAUGUCAGGGAUUCCUCGACUCCAAUCCAGUCAUAAGGGAACAGACCGUUAAAUGUAUGUUACACAUGGCCUCUAAACUAAACUACCAUAACCUCAACGAAGAGAUUGUCAAAAACUUUUCGCGCCUUCAGGCCAGGGAUGAAGAGGGAGGCAUUCGGACCAAUACGACAGUGUGUUUGGGCAAAAUUGCCAGUCAUUUACACCCACAGACCCGACAGACUGUACUCAUACCGUCGUUCCUGCGCUCUAUGCGAGACCCGUUCCCUCCGGCGCGCAUCGCUGGCAUUCUGGCCCUAUCGGCCACUCAGAACUUUUAUUCCCUUCGCGAGUGUUCCACACGAGUGAUGCCCGCCUUAUGUCACUUAACAAUGGAUCCCGAAAAGCAAGUGCGCGAACAGGCCUUCAAAGCUCUUAAAGGGUUUGUCAGCAAAUUGGAGAAAGUGUCUGAAGACCCGUCACUCGCGGAGCAAAUGGAGGCCGAUUUGAACGCCGCGGGUAGUAAUGUGUCGUCAACGUUGGCGGCGAGUUGGGCGGGUUGGGCCGUCACAUCCCUGGCCUCUAAGUUCUAUCGCAGCAAACCCUCGACCACCGAUCAAAAAGCUAAUACCUCUCAGACCACAGCUAAUAGUACGGCGAAGAGUGACGAUAACAAGUCGGACGCCGAUCGGCCGCAGACUCCACACACGCCCGGCAUUCAGAAGUCAGAAUCGGGUGAUUCUCAGCAGGACUUCGAUGAGGAGGUGUGGGGUUCGAUAGACGCCGACAGCAGUCAACCGAACGCAACGACUCGUAAAUCACUGGACGGUUGGGAUGAGGAGGAGGUCUGGGAAGACGACCAGGAAUUCAAUGACGAGACGAAAGAGACCACAAAAGUGACGACCAAUUCGGCGAAAGUGAACUCCGGCGACGACUUCUUCGAUAAGUUUACGAACGAUUCCACCCCUAAAUCGGCGACCAAUUGGUCGAAAACCACUGCUAAACCUAAGGACGAAUUCGGCGAAACCAACGACAAGCCAGUGAUCAACACAACGGCCGCCACCGAAACGGAACAACAGACCCAACACAAGGCAACCGCCGAACAGAGGCGAAGGAAUCGCAAUCUAGCCGAACGGAAGGGCGCGGCUAAGAAGGGGCCCAUGAAGUUAGGCGCCCAACGCAUCACUUGACCAGUCAUUCAAUCGAUUAAUUUAUUAUUUUAAUUAUUGCCCAAAAAUUAUGUAUUUUCCAAUGAAAUGGAUUUGAGUUUCAAAGUUUUUCUUCCCUUUUUUCGUUUAUUUUAAACUCAAUUUACUUUAAAACUUGUUUUUAUUUUCAA
Molecule: messenger RNA, 2744 nt
Organism: Medioppia subpectinata
Lineage: Eukaryota; Metazoa; Arthropoda; Arachnida; Sarcoptiformes; Oppiidae
Source: the annotation of a GenBank genome assembly